AUGGAGUCUCCGAAGAAGAUAGCUCAUGAGAUCGGUGGUGUCAAAAGAGACGCUCUUCGAUUUGGUCUCAGCGGCGUUAAGAGCGACAUCGUCGGAUCUCACCCACUCGAAUCCUCUUACGAAUCUGGAAAGAGAUCGGAGGAGGAGAUGAAGAGGAGGAUCAUUGGGCAUACCUACGGGUCUGCACUUCCUUUGAAGAUGGAUAUGGACAGGCAGAUUCUCUCUCGGUUUCAAAGACCUGCUGGACCAAUUCCAUCGUCAAUGCUAGGUUUAGAAGUCUGCACUGGAGCCAUUGAUAACUUUGGUUUUGAGGAUUACUUGAACGAUCCUCGUGACUCGGAGACAUUCAAGCCGGUAGACUUCCACCACGGGAUGGAAGUUCGUCUUGGCAUGUCAAAGGGCCCGGUUGCCCCAAGUUUCAUAUAAGUUCGUUCCCCCAUCAUGGGUGGUGUUUGUUGCAUGUUGUUAUGCCGUUUUAGCUUUUGAAUGACGAAUCAAGUGAGAUCGUUUAGUAAACUUCUUUCGACUUGUACUCUCUCUUGAGUCCUUGACCCAAGUUUGAAGUCUGUUGAGACAACUACUGAAUAUGGUCAAUCAAUUCUAGUAUGUCAGGUUUUAC
This is a messenger RNA of Eruca vesicaria subsp. sativa (arugula), 619 nucleotides long. NCBI's taxonomy places the organism in Eukaryota, Viridiplantae, Streptophyta, Magnoliopsida, Brassicales, Brassicaceae. The record is from the annotation of a GenBank genome assembly.